CAGCUCGUUCCCCGUGGCCCCGGCCCCUCCCCGGGGUUCCGUUACCUUGCGGCCUGUGCUCAGUGCGCGGCUCGGCGUGCGGCCUCCAUUUCUGCACCCGGCUGCAUUCUGGGAGUCUGACCUCACUACUCGCCGACAUGGGAGCCGUCACGGACGAUGAAGUUAUCCGCAAGCGGCUUUUGAUUGACGGAGACGGCGCCGGAGACGACCGAAGAAUUAACCUGAUGGUAAAAAGCUUCCUGAAAUGGUGCAAUUCGGGAUCCCAGGAAGAUGGGUACGCUCAGUACCAGCGCAUGCUCAGCACGUUGUCGCAGUGUGAAUUUUCCAUGGGGAAGACUCUUCUGGUGCACGAUAUGAACCUGCGCGAGAUGGACAACUACGAGAAAAUAUACACCGACAUAGAGAAAAACAUCGCUGCGGCGCACGAAAAAAUUUCUGAGUGCAAAAAGCAGAUCCUGCAGGCCAAGCGCAUCAGAAAGAAUCGCCAAGAGUAUGAUGCGUUGGCGAAAGUGAUAGAGCAUCACCCGGACAGGCAUGAAACAUUACAACAACUCGAUGCUCUGGGGAAGGAGCUGCAGCAGCUGUCUCACAUGAAAGAAAGCGUUGAAGAUAAGCUGGAAUUGAGAAGAAAGCAGUUUCAUGUCCUACUUAGUACCAUUCAUGAGCUUCAACAAACCUUGGAAAAGGAUGAAAAAUGCGCAGAUGAGUCUCAGGAUUCACGGAUGGACACGCAGCCCCAGUAGAAGAAGGCUUAGUCCAACUCCAGUUUUAUCAUUUAUGGUUCAUGGUUCCAGCUUAACGCCCCCAAAAAUCACUUUUAUUUUGGAUAUGGAUCUCCUGCAUUUAACCCUUAGUAGUGUGUAUUUUCCAUAACACGUCCUGUCUAAGAAUGUUUCGUAUGAAAUGAUACUUGAAUUUCACUUUUUAGUCCUUAAAACAUGUUUUAUAUCAUUUACAAUAAAAUCUGAUGUGGGAAAAAAA
Spea bombifrons (plains spadefoot toad) is the source of this 981-nucleotide messenger RNA. It is a transcript of the gene THOC7, whose product is annotated as THO complex subunit 7. The transcript is spliced from 8 exons. The coding region runs from base 138 to 743 and encodes 201 amino acids. The record is from RefSeq and is a predicted model, not a curated record. Gene Ontology annotation, biological process: mRNA export from nucleus; mRNA processing. Gene Ontology annotation, cellular component: THO complex part of transcription export complex. NCBI's taxonomy places the organism in Eukaryota, Metazoa, Chordata, Amphibia, Anura, Pelobatidae.